Messenger RNA from Mesorhabditis spiculigera, 1305 nucleotides. The record is from the annotation of a GenBank genome assembly. NCBI's taxonomy places the organism in Eukaryota, Metazoa, Nematoda, Chromadorea, Rhabditida, Rhabditidae.
AUGGUCUAUGAGCGUAACGCCGUCCACCUGGCUGAGGACCCCGAGGCCCUGGCCGAGCGCGAAUGGAAUCAGAAGAACGGGAUCAAGGACGAGAAGUACAAAAAGGCGCUGUCGGAGGCUGACUUGUCGAAAGCUGGCGUGCCCGUGGCGACCGUUUCCCCUGCCUCUUCGGAUAGCGGAAAUGUGAGCUCGGCCUCUUCCCUGAAGAAGACCAACUCGUUCAAGGAGGCCAAGGCCGACCGGAAGAAGCGCAGCCGGGGCAUCAGCGGCAGCACCAGCAAGAAAGAUGGAGGCCGAUUCGAGCACGGGUUUGACAGCUACGACGACGACGACUUGUUCUCGGAGGACGAGCUGGAGGACCUGAAAAAUAUGAAGUUGAAGGACUACUCUAGCUGCGAGGAUGAGCCGGCGUCGGAUGUCGAGCGUGACAUCGCCGCUCUGACGCGAGAAUUCCACGACAUCAUUGCCAGUGGCGAGCCGGGUUCCGUCGACGUGGCCGUCAAGCUGUUUGUGGACCAGGAAAUGGACCUGCACAUUUUACAUUGUGCGGUGUGCGAGCUUGUUGAGGAAGACAUCAAAGAAACCCCGCUACUAGCGACAAUCGCCAAGAAUUCCUCGGCCGAGUACCACAUCUCGGUGAUGCUGGCCGUGUUCCUGUCCCGCCUCUACCCGGACGCUAAGGCCAACGUGAAGGACCAUCGCCGGCAGCUCGUCAAGAAAGAACUGAUCCGCGGCAACACAUCCGCCUUUGUCAACAUGCUAUUUGAGAACGCCCUCGACUUCAUCGAGUACGAGACCGACGAGCUGCAGGGCACCACGCAGGGUUGCCCGGAUGAGGCGGUCGACGCCAUCGUCUCGGCAAUGACGGGCGAUUGGUUCGACCGCGACUUCUACUUUGAACAGUGCAAGCCGCUCGAGCAAUUCCAUGUUGAGGUCAUCAAAAAGGCAAUCGUGGCGGCAAUCGAGUCCAUGGAGAUGUCGGUGAUCCAUCGCGUCGAGAAGUCGAUUUUGGCGUUUGCCAGCUUUGCUGGGGAGUCGUUCGACUGCACCUAUCGCCUUGCUCUCGCGCGCAUCGUGGCGAACAGCGGGGAGCUGGGCGGGACGCCCGCUUGGCCGAACGUGCUGCGCGUCAUCGUGGCCGGCAUCACGGAGAGCGAGCAGCUCUGGGCCUACUACUCUGGCCCGGGCCGCAACUGGAAACUGAUUCCAAAGUCGACGUGCACCAUCGCCCUCGAGCCCAACGACGACCACCUGAAGGUGCUCGACGAAGUGCCGAAGAACAACAUCCAGCUGAUCAAGCAGCUG